GCGUGGGCGGCCCGUCCCCUGCGGGUUGCUGGCGGGCGGGCGCCGGAGCUGCUGGAGUUUCCGCACGCGGGAGGGAGAUGCGACCGCGGCUGGGGCUCCUUGCAGACUUCUUACCAACAUAAUGCUGGAGCAAGCGACCGGCAGUGCACGGCUUUCACCAUGGCUGAGCUGGACGCCGAUUUGGAUCACAUCAUCCCGUCUUCUAUCCUUCCCCCUUUUUGGGCUAAGUUAGUAGUGGGAUUUGUUUCCCUCCUGUGUUUUGCACGGAGCUAUGAUGGAGAUUUCGUCUUUGAUGACUCUGAAGCUAUUGUUAACAAUAAGGACCUUCAAGCAGACACACCCCUGGGGGACCUGUGGCAUCAUGACUUCUGGGGCAGUAGACUGAGCAGCAACACCAGCCACAAGUCCUACCGGCCGCUCACCGUCCUGACUUUCAGGCUUAACUACUACUUCUCCGGAGGCUUCCACCCCGUGGGCUUCCACAUGGUCAACAUCCUCCUGCACAGCGGUAUCUCUGUGCUCAUGGUAGAUGUCUUCUCAGUGCUGUUCGGUGGCCUGCAGUUCACCAGUAAAGGUCGGAGGGUGCACCUGGCUCCGAGAGCGUCACUGCUGGCAGCUCUCCUGUUUGCUGUCCAUCCUGUGCACACUGAGUGUGUUGCUGGUGUUGUCGGCCGCGCGGAUCUCCUCUGCGCCCUGUUCUUUUCGUUGUCUUUCCUCGGCUACUGUAAAGCAUUUCGAGAAAGUAACAAGGAGGGAGCACAUUCUUCUACCUGCUGGGUGUUGCUGAGCAUCGUCCUGGGCGCAGUGGCCAUGCUGUGCAAAGAGCAAGGGAUCACUGUGCUGGGUUUGAAUGCGCUAUUUGACAUCUUGGUGAUAGGCAAAUUCAAUGUUCUGGAACUCAUCCAGAAGGUACUACGUAAGGACAAGUCAUUAGAGCAUUUGGGUGCGCUCAGGAGCGGGGGCCUCCUCUUCCGCAUGAGCCUCCUCACCUCAGGCGGGGCCGGCAUGCUCUAUAUGCGCUGGAGAAUCAUGGGAACCGGCCCACCAGCCUUCACUGAGGUGGACAACCCGGCCUCCUUUGCCGACAACGUGUUGGUCAGGGCCAUAAACUAUAAUUACUACUAUUCAUUGAAUGCCUGGCUGCUGCUGUGUCCCUGGUGGCUGUGUUUUGAUUGGUCAAUGGGCUGCAUCCCCCUCAUUAAAUCGGCUGGUGACUGGAGGGUAAUUGCCCUGGCAGCACUGUGGCUCUGUCUAAUUGGCCUAAUAUGCCAAGCCCUAUGCUCCAAGAACAGCCACAAGAGAAGAAUCCUUACUCUGGGCCUGGGAUUCCUCGUGAUCCCCUUUCUCCCUGCGAGUAACCUGUUCUUCCGAGUGGGCUUCGUGGUGGCAGAACGCGUUCUCUACCUCCCCAGUGCGGGCUACUGUGUGCUGCUGACCUUCGGCUUUGGAGCCCUAAGCAAGCACACUACGAAAAAGAAACUCAUCUCUGCCUUCGUCCUGGGGAUCUUACUCAUCAAUGCGCUGAGGUGUGUAAUUCGCAGCGGCGAGUGGCGGAACGAAGACCAGCUUUUCAGAAGUGCCCUGUCUGUGUGUCCCCUCAAUGCUAAGGUUCACUACAACAUUGGCAAAAACCUGGCUGAUAAAGGCAACCAGACAGCGGCCAUCCGGUAUUACAGGGAAGCAGUAAGACUAAAUCCCAAGUAUGUGCAUGCCAUGAAUAAUCUUGGAAAUAUCUUGAAAGAAAGGAAUGAGCUACAGGAGGCAGAAGAGCUGCUGUCUUUGGCUGUCCAAAUACAGCCCGACUUCGCUGCUGCGUGGAUGAACCUGGGCAUAGUGCAGAACAGCCUGAAAAGGUUCGAAGCAGCAGAGCAGAGCUACCGGACGGCCAUCAAGCACCGAAGGAAGUACCCAGACUGUUACUACAAUCUUGGGCGGCUGUAUGCAGAUCUGAACCGCCAUGUGGAUGCUUUGAAUGCAUGGAGAAACGCUACUGUGCUGAAGCCGGAGCACAGCCUGGCGUGGAACAACAUGAUCAUCCUCCUUGACAACACAGGUAAUUUAGCCCAAGCUGAAGCAGUUGGAAGAGAGGCGCUGGAAUUAAUACCUAAUGAUCACUCUCUUAUGUUCUCCUUGGCAAACGUGCUGGGGAAAUCCCAGAAAUACAAGGAAUCUGAAGCUUUGUUCCUCAAGGCCAUUAAAGCAAAUCCCAAUGUGGCAAGUUACCAUGGGAAUUUAGCUGUGCUCUAUCAUCGCUGGGGACAUCUUGAGUCGGCCAAGAAACACUAUGAGAUCUCCUUGCAGCUCGACCCCGCAGCAGCAGGCACCAAGGAGAAUUAUGGUCUGCUAAGGAGAAAGCUGGAGCAGAUACAGAAGAAGGACGUCUGAUCUUCGUGCCUCGCCUUCUGAACGUGCAGACCAGGGAGUGUCAGGACCAUGCACUGCGUUCAGCUGUUUCAAAUUCUUUUCAGGUGUAUGGUUAUUCUGCCCAUGAAAACAAAGACAUGCAAAAAGAUGAUAACACCAGCGAUAUAUUCUUGAAUGCUUGAUAUGCUUUUUGCAUCAAAAUUGUAUUUUUUCAAUCAACUCAAAUGUAAUUCUAAAAUCCCCCAAAAGGAAACCUUUUCUACCUAAAGAGAAAAAGAGAAAAAAAACUAUCUUGUGACUUUUACUAGCAUUCAACCUGUAUUUGGGCAGUGCGCCUUGCAUAUGGACCGCUAGUACUAUUAGACCUCGUUUGUGGGCUGGGUGUGUCCCUGUACUCAGCAUGUGGGAGCCUGAGGCAGGAUCACAAGUUCAAAUCCCACCUGGGCACCUUAGGAAGCCCCUAUCU
Molecule: messenger RNA, 2830 nt
Organism: Octodon degus (degu)
Lineage: Eukaryota; Metazoa; Chordata; Mammalia; Rodentia; Octodontidae
Gene: Tmtc4
Product: transmembrane and tetratricopeptide repeat containing 4
Exons: 18
Coding region: 160-2385 (741 amino acids)
Biological process (GO): protein O-linked glycosylation via mannose; endoplasmic reticulum unfolded protein response
Cellular component (GO): endoplasmic reticulum
Molecular function (GO): mannosyltransferase activity; protein binding
Source: RefSeq, a predicted model, not a curated record